AUGGGCCUCCCGGACCUGUACCCCUCAGCGCCAAAACUCGCACUCAUCACCUUCGUCGUUGUCCCCAUCGUCGUACCCGUCGGGUACCUCCUCUACCUCGACCGACUCGUCUCCCAAAACCUCACCAUCACCACUGGAGUCGUCAGGACACCAAAACGCACAAACAAAUCCACCGGUCUCACAACAACAACAACCCCAGCAACACCGACAACACCCCCCCUACCCAUCACGCUCCCAGACGAACUGAACCUCGCACUCAUCAACGCCGAAACCACCCCCGACAACGACACCAACGAUGGCUUCAACACCACCUGGAUCCUCGCCUACGAACGCCUAACCUCCCAUCCAAUCCCCCUCUCCCUCCUCCCUCCCUUGCCACCUUCCGAUUCACCCCCGGAUUCACCCUCCUACACCCCAGCCCUAACAACCUACCUCCGCACAACAAUGUCCGCCUUCCGUUCCACACCCCAAGCCUACCUCCUCCACGCCUCAGUCAAACACGACGCCGCCGCCGUGCGGACUUUUGACCGGGGGUUUAUAGCGGGGCUGGGGUUUACGCUGGGGGAUAGGGUGAAUGGGUUUUGGAGGGUUGGGUAUCGCGGUGCAGGGGAUGGGGGUGUAGUAGGAGAAUGGCAAGGGGAAAGGGUGGAGAUGGCGUUAGAUGCGCCGGAGAGUUAUCGUGGGAAGAGGGUGGAAGGGGUUGUGGUUGCUGGGAUGGAGAGGGUGCCUUUGUCUUUGUCUCGCAGUAAGGAUAGGGACGGGGAGGAGGAUGGUGUGGUGUUUGUGAACGAGACGUGGAUGUGGAGGCGCGAAGGGGAGGCGCCGGUGUUGUUGGAGAGUGGGUUUGGAAGGUGGUUUCAUGUGGUUAUGUCGGGGUGGUUGGUUAUGAGGGGGGUCAAGGCUGUGGUGGGGAGUGAAGCUCACUGGUAG
Dichotomopilus funicola is the source of this 930-nucleotide messenger RNA. RefSeq lists its product as uncharacterized. The transcript has 2 exons. NCBI's taxonomy places the organism in Eukaryota, Fungi, Ascomycota, Sordariomycetes, Sordariales, Chaetomiaceae. The coding region runs from base 1 to 930 and encodes 309 amino acids. The record is from RefSeq and is a predicted model, not a curated record.